AUGUCGGGGCCUGGAGAACGCUUCCAUGUUUUGGCACAACUGGACCAUCUCCACUCUAAAUAUACUGGAACCGGACAUGCAGAUACCACACGGUACGAGUGGCUCACAAAUCAGUUGAGAGAUACACGAGCUUCCCAGGUAUUUUUAUUCUCCUUUUUUCUGCUUUUAGAAUUGACAUGA
This is a messenger RNA of Haemonchus placei, 180 nucleotides long. The record is from the annotation of a GenBank genome assembly. NCBI's taxonomy places the organism in Eukaryota, Metazoa, Nematoda, Chromadorea, Rhabditida, Trichostrongylidae.